AUGGCGAAUGUACAAGGAACAAUUCUUUCUGACAUGAGUCGAAGAGUUGCGAAGAAAGAAGAGGUUAGGGCUUUGGGACAGUUACAGUUGGAAACUGCCAAGCACGCCCUUCAGGCCGAUGCAAUCGGAAGGACCCAAGAGGGUCUGCAAGAUUGGAUUGCUAGCUUGAAUCUCCUGAAUGAAGCACCGAAAUCCCGAGAGAUUUUAGUAGGCGUCAUUGGAGAAACCGGCUUGGGAAAGAGUUCCCUAAUUAACGCACUUCUUGGCUGCAAUAUCGUUCCUACAAGCAGCUCAGAGGCAUGCACUGCAGCUGUGUGUGUCUUCGGGUGGAACGACGACGUCUCGAAUGGCAAAAACUUCCGUGCCCGUAUCACAUUCAAGUCUUACGAGACAGUUGAAGCAGAGCUGGAUGCACUCGAAUACGAGUUGAGUGACCUAGACGAGACCAUCAAAGCCCAGGGAGAGAACCCAGAUCAAGAAUUCGAAGAGCGGCGUGCCCAAGCAACCCGGCAGAUGAAGAAUGUCGCCAACUGGUCGAAGCUCAGUCUAGAGGCAAUCAGAAAAUCAUCUCCUACACAGAUCAUUGCGAAUUCGGCAGCCUUUGCUGACAUUUUCACAAGCAGAAGAGGUGACCCGGCGGCUAAUACUUUCAAGCUCGUCAAAGCCGUCAAGAAGCAAGACUUCUUAAGCAUUUUGAAGCCCUACGUCUCCAGCUCGAAAGAGGUGCCAUCGGCCACGAGGUAUUGGCCUCUGGUUGAGCAAGUCGAGAUAUUUUUGAGAGCCGGCAUACUUCAGCAAGGUAUCAAACUCGUUGAUCUGCCAGGUGUGAUGGAUGCUCUCGAAUCUCGCGCCAAGAUUGCACGCAGCUAUAUGUAUCGCCUUGAGAAGAGGAUUGUUGUGACGCCCUCGACAAGGGCUGCAGACAAUAGAGCGGCUGCCGGCCUCGUUCUCACGGAUCGCGAAACUAUGUUCUUGGACAUGGAUGACAUGCUCAAGGGUGAUUCCCUCUGUGUGGCAAUAACCAAGGUUGACGACAUUGAUGACUUAGCCGCGGAAAGCGAGUUUCCCACCCCAGAGAUACUUGCAAUCUGCGACGAGAUCAACAUGCGCGAUGGAGAUGAUGACGAUGACGCUGAAGAGAGCGGAGACGAUACCAUCUACGGCAGUACUAUGAAUAUGAGUUGCUCGACAGGUGGGAAGCGCCCCCGCGACGACAAGGUACAGGGUCGAAGUGCCGUGAGACAAAAAGUCGGCAGUGGUGAGGCAGAGAAUGGCCUGGCCCAUCUUAGCAUGGAAUCGCUCAAGUCGCUUCGCAAGCACAAGUGCAUCGUCGAGCGAAACAAGUUGUUGAAGCAAAGGGUGAUGGAGAACCUCUUGUACACCCGAAACAAGAACAAGAAGUCGCUCGCGAUGGCGUUAGCCGAUACUCAACCUUCGGUCUUCCCUGUCAGUAGUAGAGCGUUUCGGGCUUUCAAUUUGAGAGCUGUCACAAGCGACCGUGAUGGAUUCCCCGACCGAGAAUCCACCGGCAUCCCCGACUUAGAAAGCUGGCUACACCAAGUUUCUCUCCCGUACCGGGAAGAGUGGGUAGAUGGAGACAUUCACCAUAUGCAGGUCCUGUUUGACGCUGUGGAUGGAUGGAAUCAAAAUGACCAUCAUACAGCAUACUCUAGACUCUCCAGUGAUCAGAGGGUCGAAUUGGACAGAAACAUGAUCGUUCUCUGCAAUAAUCUCAAUGAUUCUAUCAAUGCAAAGGUUCGCGUUACCCUUCAGAGGAACCUUUCAGCCAUGCAGCCAUUACGCAAACUCUCUCUGAAGAGGACUCAUCUUGCCAGACAGUCGACCUCAAAAGAUCAGCCAGAGCUUGAACGAACCGUUGACCUAUUUACCCGAGCAGUCAAGGGAUGGGAAAGAAAGAAUCCCAGAGCAAAUGUCGCUGUGUCUUCUCGACACGAGAAGACUUUUUGGUCUACAUACCGAGCUUGCGUCAGGAGAAAUGGCGGUCCAUUCACCCGUCGUGCGAGAAGCGGACAACCAAAGUCAACUAUCUUCUGGAUGGAAGACGUAUCCCAUGCUUUCUGGCAAGGCCAUUUUGAUCAAUGGGCCUAUGAGUUUACUCGUCGAAUUCCGGCAAUGAAAGCGAAAAUUCGAGGAUCUGGUCUCAAGGCCUUUGCUGAAUGGGUCCGACAACUUUGCAACAACGAUGCGCUACCAAUCUCUUUCCGAGAGCAGGUGAAGACUAACGCUUUCAAACUGGAUCACCUUGUCGAGAAGUACCUGGCAGACGUGCGCGAGCGCGUCACUCAGUUCCAGUCAUCAUCGAGGGCGAAGAGAGACCCUGUGCAGAGGUCUCUGGCAAAUAUGAUGAAGCCCGGUUUCGAGGCGGCGAUCAAGCAUACCGGCUCGAGAUUGAUGGCGAGGCAGGUAGAGGACGUAGUCAAUCAUGCAAACAACAUUGGCUUCACCAUGUUCGAGACGGUACGCAACAACUUGGAGAAAGACCUCGCAGCCGACAUCAAUCACGUUUCUUCAGACAUAUCGCGUCUUUGGAAACAUCCCAACAGGGGCUGUGGUACGCUCAUCAAGGCUGAGCUGAACCGCAUCGCGAAGCGUCUUUCGGUGAAGAAGAUCGAGAUGAACCCGUCCACGAGUGUGAGCGCCGAGACAAAGCAGACGCUUCAUAGCGUCAUCGUUACUUGGCGGUCUGCAUGGCACAAAGUCUUCAUACGCCUUCCUGACGCGGGCCCCCCUGAUGAGUUUGAGGAAUUGGAUGCUGGUCAGGCUUCUGAGACUGCUGAUAAGAGUCGAGAAAUGGCCAAGAAAGAGGCUCUUGAGCUGAAAGUCGGUGAGAUUCUGACUCAGUCGGAGGAUGAGAAUGGGGUGCUUCCCCUCGGCGGCGUCAAGACGGAGCCGGCUUGA
Colletotrichum godetiae is the source of this 2919-nucleotide messenger RNA. RefSeq lists its product as uncharacterized. Lineage: Eukaryota; Fungi; Ascomycota; Sordariomycetes; Glomerellales; Glomerellaceae. The record is from RefSeq and is a predicted model, not a curated record. Bases 1 to 2919 code for a protein of 972 amino acids. The transcript has 5 exons.